UAAAAUGGCGAAAACGCCACCCGCGCCUGCUGCAAAGACUGCUACAGCUGAAGCAGACGAGAUGAACGACUACUCAGCGCGCGAGACGUUGCUUGAGAACGCAAUUGCCUCCACGGAAAAGAUACUACAGCUACGCGAGAGCUUCAACGAGCUAAUCGAGAACGGACUGCUGGAGCUGGCUCGCGUUCGCUACUCGACCGGCAACAAAUCCGUGUCCGCUUUGCAGCUUAACAUGGGCGAAGUGGAAGCGUUGCGGACGGUGCAAACAAAAUUCGACGCCCCCGACCAACGUUACCCGAGCUUCGAACUGCUACAUCCAGCCAGCACUGCUGGUACAACAAACAAGGAAGGCGAAGUUCGCCAACGCCGACAGGCAGAGGAGCCUUCGACCGAGGCAGCUCAGUCUCCUUCUCAGCGUCCUGCAAGCCCCAGCGAUCCGCUGCGCUGGUUCGGCGUGCUCGUUCCUCAGUCGUUGCGGCGCUCGCAAAAGUACUUUGUAGGCGCGCUCGAGGUCGUCGUGGACGUGGCCAACGAGCAGACCCGCCUCGCAGCCGCCUUGGACGCCUACCGGGCCAGCCAGCCGGCAGGGCGCGAGGCUGAACCAUGAGCAUGCGAGGACGUCAAGAACGAAGGCUCGUUUGGCAUUCGUGAUUCGGUUGCAGUGCAGCCGUCUUGCAGCGAGAAAGCGUUGUUGCCAUGCGCGUGGCAGCGAACGAUAAGGACGAAGCUUUUCUUCGUUUUACGGACGCGGUUAACUUAUUCUGGUUGGACCUUUUGUAAGGAGUGUUGGGUCUCCAAUAUGUGCAUUAAAAUAAAGGGGAAGUUGCAAAAAAAAAAAAGUUUGUUUUGCUUUAACUUUAAGGGGCGAAAGAAAAGGUAAAUCUUGUUGAGGUAAUGUAUAUUGCAAUUUGAAAGAUAAAACAUUCCAGCCAUAUUUCUGGAUGCUUUAGCUGAGAGAGCUGAAACAUAAAUCAGCAUGUCAGAAUAAUCUAGAAUCAGAAUUGUAUGCAAGAAAACAACAAU
Molecule: messenger RNA, 1023 nt
Organism: Rhipicephalus microplus (southern cattle tick)
Lineage: Eukaryota; Metazoa; Arthropoda; Arachnida; Ixodida; Ixodidae
Product: vacuolar ATPase assembly protein VMA22
Biological process (GO): vacuolar proton-transporting V-type ATPase complex assembly
Source: RefSeq, a predicted model, not a curated record